This is a messenger RNA of Pelobates cultripes (western spadefoot toad), 660 nucleotides long. NCBI's taxonomy places the organism in Eukaryota, Metazoa, Chordata, Amphibia, Anura, Pelobatidae. The record is from the annotation of a GenBank genome assembly.
AUGGUGCUGCUUAUUCAAAUACCGCGGCUGCCAUGGUGCUGCUUAUUCAAAUACCGUGGCUGCUAUUUUGCUGCUUAUUCAAAUACCGCGGCUGCCAUGGUGCUGCUUAUUCAAAUACCGCGGCUGCCAUGGUGCUGCUUAUUCAAAUACCGCGGCUGCCAUGGUGCUGCUUAUUCAAAUACCGCGGCUGCCAUGGUGCUGCUUAUUCAAAUACCGCGGCUGCUAUGGUGCUGCUUAUUCAAAUACCGCGGCUGCUAUGGUGCUGCUUAUUCAAAUACCGCGGCUGCCAUGGUGCUGCUUAUUCAAAUACCGCGGCUGCUAUGGAGCUGCUUAUUCAAAUACCCAGGCUGCCAUGGUGCUGCUUAUUCAAAUACCGCGGCUGCUUAUUCAAAUACCCCGGCUGCUAUGGUGCUGCUUAUUCAAAUACCGCGGCUGCCAUUGUGCUGCUUAUUCAAAUACCGCGGCUGCCAUGGAGCUGCUUAUUCAAAUACCGCGGCUGCUAUGGAGCUGCUUAUUCAAAUACCCCGGCUGCUAUGGAACUGCUUAUUGAAAUACCGCCGCUGCCAUGGUGCUGCUUAUUCAAAUACCGCCGCUGCCAUGGUGCUGCUUAUUCAAAUACCGCGGCUGCUAUGGUGCUACUUAUUCAAAUACAGCGGCUGA